Messenger RNA from Myripristis murdjan (pinecone soldierfish), 2816 nucleotides. RefSeq names its product major facilitator superfamily domain containing 5 (gene slc61a1). The coding region runs from base 232 to 1677 and encodes 481 amino acids. Gene Ontology annotation, cellular component: membrane. The transcript is spliced from 2 exons. NCBI's taxonomy places the organism in Eukaryota, Metazoa, Chordata, Actinopteri, Holocentriformes, Holocentridae. Gene Ontology annotation, molecular function: molybdate ion transmembrane transporter activity. The record is from RefSeq and is a predicted model, not a curated record. Gene Ontology annotation, biological process: molybdate ion transport.
AGCGCCACCUUGUGGUGACAUGACGUCCAACCCGGAAGCGUGUUUGUUGUCCCACAUCCUAGUGACUGACAGCACAUCCUACUAUCAGUGCUAUUUUUGCAUUAUCUCUCGGUGCGCCGCUUAAAUAAUAUGGGACAGGUGUCAGACGAAAUGGUUUUGAGAAAUAACGUUAGAUAGAAAAGAGCUGACGGAGCACCAGGACCUCAGGUUUGACCUCAGCUGGGUGCCACUAUGUUGGUGACAGCAUAUCUCGCCAUAGUUUUCCUGCUGGCCCUGUGUGUUGGCCUUGAGCUCACGGCACGCCGCCUCACCCCACCUCAGCCUGCCCCCACUGCUGUGGCCAACCCAGCCUUCCGUCGCUUUCAGACUCUGUUCCUGCGGGCAUACCUUCUGGCCCUGUGGGCAGACUGGCUCCAGGGCCCCUACCUCUACAAACUCUACCGCCACUACAGCUUCCUGGAAUCCCAAAUAGCUAUCUUGUAUGUGUGUGGCCUGGCCUCCUGUGUUCUGUUUACUCCCAUUGCAGGCUGGCUCCCUCAAGCCCUGGGCCGCAGACAGACGUGCCUGCUCUUCUGCCUGGCCUACUCAGCCUGCUGCCUCACCAAGCUGUCCAGAGACUACUUUGUGUUGAUCACAGGUCGUGUCCUGGGCGGUCUGUCCACAUCCCUGCUGUCCACCACAUUUGAGUCCUGGUAUGUUCACCGUCAUGUAGACGUCCAUGAUUUCCCCAAGGAGUGGAUCCCCAGCACCUUCACCAAGGCUGCUACUUGGAACCACGGGCUGGCAGUGGCAGCAGGGUUUGUGGCUAACAUGCUGGCUGAGUGGCUCUACCUGGGACCAGUGGCCCCCUUCCUCCUAGCCGUGCCCUGCUUGGGUGUCUGUGGCUGGCUGGUGCUGACAGACUGGGGCAGAGAGGAGGCUGAGGGAAGUCUGGAGGGAGACAGACAAACACCGCUCCUAGGCGCUUCAAAUGCACCGCUGGCUCGUAUGUCUGCCAGGGCCCGCUUCUGGCGCUGCUUUCAGGAUGGACUGCGCUGCCUGCUGACAGACAGGAGAGUCAUGCUCCUGGGUGGAGUGCAGGCUCUGUUUGAAAGUGUCCUCUAUAUCUUUGUCUUCCUGUGGACUCCAGUGCUGGACCCUCAUGGACCUCCUCUGGGAAUAGUGUUUUCUUGUCUCAUGGCCGCAAGCAUGGCUGGUUCAUUGCUCUACCGCCUCGCCACUUCCUCUCGCUACCGUCUGCAGCCGGGUCACCUGCUCUGCCUGGCUGUUCUGAUGGCCUUCUUCUCCUUUUUCAUGCUGACCUUCUCUACUGCCCCAGGCCAGCCUAGACCUCACGAAUCCUUCCUGGCCUUCCUGCUCCUGGAGUUGGCAUGCGGUUUAUACUUCCCUGCAGUCAGCUUUCUCCAAGGCAGAGUGAUCCCAGAGGAGAAGCGAGCCGGGGUGUUGGCCUGGUUCCGGCUACCUCUGCACCUGCUGGCCUGCCUAGGACUGCUGGCGCUCCAUGGGGAGGUGUCAGGGACAGGUGGAGGGGAGGGAGGCAGCGGCACCCGCCACAUGUUUGGGGGCUGUGCUGUCAUGAUGCUUGCAGCUCUCUUGGCUGUGGUGAGUCUUUUCACCCUGGGCAGAAAUGACACAGACCUGAGACUGGAGGGCACCAGAGGGGAGGGAGACAUGUAAUGAACAGCAGGUGGACCAGAUAUCCAGGAUCUAAAGAAUUGGCUUGAAGUGUAUUAUUUAUGUUUUGUAUGACUGAAAGCAGUAGUGAAAAAAGUUCUUGUGUGCACCUGAACAACAGGUGCUAGGACAACAACAGUAACUUGCAAAAAAAAAAAAAAAAAAAAAGUUUAUCUCCAGCACACCAUCUGCACUACAAAGCAUCUUUUAUUUAAGCAACAAUUCAGGACAGAGAGAGAGUGAUGCCUGAGGAACGUCUUUGUACUGAAACUUAGAAUAAAAGAAAAUAAAAGACAUCUUGCAGUGCAGACUGUGCUGGAGUGAAUUUUUUUUUUUUACCGCAUAAAACUAAAAGCGUUUCAUGUGUUCAAGAAAAUCAUCAGAUAAGGUUUUGCCAAAUGGAGCUGUUAAAGAAAUCCUUGUCCGUAAGGGGUGCUUGGGUAGAGUAUAGUUUGAUUCACUUUGAAGUUUUACAUUUAUUUUCUCAGCUGGUUGCUCUUAACAUUGGUUUAUGUCUUUGGGGAGAUACUUUUUCUUUGUUACAAUGAACUUUUACUCAUCUGAAUCCCGUCUACCUGCCUAAUGACGCUACAGGAGAUAGUGUCAUAAAUACCUGGGAACAUAGCCAUAUCUAACUUGGUUUGUAAUGUGCAGUGCCGGAGACUUUUGUCAGCCGUGUCAAAGUAAGCCCCUGUCAUUUGGUUUACUACUUAAGAUGCAGCCUAGUAUAUGUGCCAACCUACAGAUGGGAAGAUGUUAAUGUGGCUGAAUGGAAAUAGUCCGUUUCUCCAGUGACCAGUGAUGCUGAAGUUUCAUCACAGGAAACAGACUUGGAAAAAAAGGGGCUAACAGAGAGCUGAGUCAGUGGCCAAAGAAAUAAGGUUAUGAAUGGCAUUUGGACCAGUUUGUGAAUGUCAGUUCUUGCACAACACUUUCUUCUAAGUUAAGGUUGUUUCUUCAAUAUCUGCAUUUUUUUUUUCUUGAAAAGAGCAAAGCAGGGCAUUUUCAUUCUGAAUGCAUAUUGAUCUCUCUGUUUCUUUCUAUAUUUUCUUCAGUUUUUGUCUUGAAAUUUCAUGAGCCCUUCUGGCGUCUGAUAAAAUUAUACAUAUUGUACAUAUGGAAUAAACAUUUCUUUUCUAUUA